Messenger RNA from Leishmania mexicana MHOM/GT/2001/U1103, 705 nucleotides. RefSeq lists its product as hypothetical. NCBI's taxonomy places the organism in Eukaryota, Euglenozoa, Kinetoplastea, Trypanosomatida, Trypanosomatidae. The transcript has a single exon. Bases 1 to 705 code for a protein of 234 amino acids. The record is from RefSeq and is a predicted model, not a curated record.
AUGGCCCCUCGGCCAUCCUCCACCUCUGGCAGAGGUAGCAGCAGCAGUAUUGGCAGUGGGUGGGCGCUUCCGAAGCAUAUCGCCAGCUGGUAUCCUCGCAAGGGUGGCGAGUUCCUUGCAAACACGAUAGCUGGCCACAACGCCUUCAUCCAGGACACUCCCACUCGCUUCGACGAGGUGCACGCACGGCACUUUUCUCUUGUCGAGGUACUCGCAAUCACCCCGCUCUACACGCUGGCCAUGGUUCACUACUUCUCAAUCUUCUGUCAGUAUCCGGCCCGCAUCGAGGUGCUGAAGCCGAUGCUGGAGGAGCUGCGGCAUAGGAGCGAGCUGCAGUACCACUGGCUGCUCAUCAUCCAGGCGAAGAGGGUGCCGGGGGAGGUAAUCGCGUGGCGGUGCGGGCUGCUCACCUUGCAGGUCGUGCUCUUUCCGAUUUGGCUCGCUCUCUCAUCCGCAGCACCACAGCUGGUGCACGCCACUGUCGCCUUCUCCAACCACAUUCUCCACACAAAGUACAGCUGCCUGAACACCAGCGGCAGAAGCGCCGCUGGUGGCCGGGCGGCGGUGGUGCCCGAGUUUGUGUCGAAGGCGGCAGACAUGUACGCAGCAACGGAGACCUUCCACGAGACGCAGAGCGUCACCUUACCAACGGACUUUGGGGUGGCUAUCGUGAUGCUGCUGCUCGUACUCUUCUUCACGGCGUGA